Ipomoea nil (Japanese morning glory) is the source of this 1304-nucleotide messenger RNA. RefSeq names its product GDSL esterase/lipase At1g71250. Gene Ontology annotation, molecular function: hydrolase activity, acting on ester bonds. Bases 26 to 1147 code for a protein of 373 amino acids. The transcript has 5 exons. NCBI's taxonomy places the organism in Eukaryota, Viridiplantae, Streptophyta, Magnoliopsida, Solanales, Convolvulaceae. The record is from RefSeq and is a predicted model, not a curated record.
AUCGAGAACAUUAAACCACUUAAUAAUGAUGUCUUCUUAUUCGUACCAAAAGUUUACGUGCAUUAUUUUGAUGUUUGUGGUUUGUGUGGUCAUGAGUUUGGAAUCCAAUGGCGUAGAAGGAGCACCGCAGGCCCCGGCGAUGUUUGUGUUCGGAGAUUCAUCGGUUGAUGUCGGCAAUACCAACUUCCUCAACUCCCGAGCAAGGGCCAAUUACUAUCCGUACGGUGUGGACUUCUCCAGUGGAGCUUCCGGCAGAUCUACCAAUGGGAAAACUUUUUCAGAUCUUCUUGGAGAGUGGUUGGGCAUGCCGGCUCCUCCUCCGUUCGCCGAUCCCAACACAAGGGGGAAUAGAAUUCUCGGUGGAGUCAACUAUGCUUCCGCCGGCGCCGGCAUCCUUGAUGAAACCGGCCAGCACUAUCAAGACAGGUACACGUUGAGCCAACAAGUGGUGAAUUUUGAGAGCACGUUGAACCAGUUGAGGACGAUGAUGAACCCCGGCGAUCUGAAUACCUACCUAGCCCGAUCAAUUGCGGUGGUGGUGAUUGGGAGCAACGACUACGUCAACAACUACCUUCUGCCUUCUCUCUACACUUCCAGCUUCAACUAUAAUCCCUCCCAAUUCGCCGACCUUCUGCUCAAUCGAUACGCCAGGCAACUCGUGGCAUUGUACAGUGUUGGUCUGAGGAAGUUCUAUCUAGCAGGAAUUGGGCCUUUGGGCUGCACCCCAAACCAGCUAGCCACAGGGCAGGCCCAAUCAGGGAGAUGCGUUGACUCUGUAAACCAGAUGCUUGGGAGCUUCAAUGGCGGUCUGAGAAGUCUGGUGGACAACCUUAACAAUGGUGGCCAUCCCGGUGCCGUUUUUGUCUACGGUAACACCUAUGGAAUUAUGGGCGAUAUGUUAAACAACCGUGCCAGAUAUGGGUUUACAACGUGGGAUAGACCAUGUUGUGCGAUAAUAACGACUUUGGGACAGAUAAAUUGUGCACCAUUCAUGCCUCCAUGCGGCACUAGAACUCAGUACAUAUUUUGGGACGCCCUUCAUUCCACACAAAAUGUGAACGCCGUCCUUGCACAGAGAGCCUAUUCUGGACCACCUUCCGACUCUUACCCCGUCAAUGUUCAACAACUGGCCAAUAUCAACAUUUGAUUAUAUUUAUCCUAUAUUUUCACUACUUGUUUCCGUUUGUGUUUUACAACCUCUUUUAACUUGAUGCAAGAUGAUUUAUAAGUGGUUAUGGAUAUUGAAUUAUGGUGAUAAUUGAUGCUAUUGUAUGUCCUAUAUAUAAUGAAAUAUAUGUGUUAUA